AUGACUGUUACGUCUAGAAUUCUCAGUGAGAGUGGGGCUGCUCUUGCUCCGCCACCUCGUCGAGCUGGGACUGGGGUUCUCCUACCCCCAGUCGCUCCGAGGAUUGUCUCCACCCAUGUUUGCCGUGCUGAUCCGGGUGAUGUUCCCCAAGUCGUAGACAAGGGGAAAGGUCGCAACUUGACCAAUCUCGGCUCAUCUGACGCAGAGGAUGAGCCAGAGGAUAAUGACGAAGAAGAGGAGGAUCAGGAGGAGGAAAAGAAGUCGAGUGAUGAAGGGCCAGGAGAUGUGGAUGACGAUGAAGAGAAGGAGAAGACGUCGAGCGAGGAGGAGAAGGAAAAGAUGUUGAGUGAUGAGGUGUCCAAUGCAGGUGACGACAAGAGUUCUGACACAGGUGACGAUGCCAUGGACCUCGACUCCAACAUCACCCCUCGCAACCUGCCUGCCUCCAAGCGUCAGGCUAGCGCCUCUCCCAUCGCCCAUCGCCAUGUAGCUCAGCGCAGCAAGGCUGACCAUGCCAACAAUACACCUUUGCCUGCUCCUGUCUUUGCUGGGUUCAACGAUAUGCCUUCCUCUCCCAUCGCUGACGACUUCAAUGAUUUGCAAGGCGCCUCCCGUACCAUGGGUGGAGUUGCAAGGGCCAAAGGACAUGGGGUAGCCCCCAACAUGGCUGACUUCAAUACCCAGCAACCAGACCUUGUCCCCAUUUGCAAUGAGGGCAGGGUCUUGGUGUACAAGCAUGAGGACCGCACCAUCGCUAAGCCCCGUGCUACUCUGACAUCUCGUUGUGGGUCAACGAUGACUGGGGAGAUGAAGGGCCCAUUUGCUGUGGCUAUUGAGGGGGAUGAGCCUGUUGAGUGGGACAACAACAAGGAAAUGGAGUUGUUAAUGGAACGCUCAACCCAAGGCUCUGGCUUCCACACCCCUCCUUCCCCCUCUGUCACCUCUGUCGACGCUCCCUCCACCAUCUCAUCUCUUGCCCCCUCUGCCUCCGUCCCCACUGCUGGUGCUGACACCGCCUCGCUUACCAUUUCCCAGCAGCUCACCACUGCCUUCUCUGACCCUGCCCUUCUUCAGCUUGCCAUCAUGCUGAAGGUGCCCUACAGCAUGACGCCCAAGGCAUCUCAGAAGGGUGAGAUCCUGCAGAUCUAUGCUCAGAUGAAGGCAGCUGCCCAAGUCCCAGCAAAGUGGUUGGAACUGAAGAAUGCAGGGAAGUGGACUGGUCGUGAUCUUUCCAUCGACGAACUUCGCUCACUCUACAUCCGCAAGACCAACUACAACACCUACUCCAAGAUGUUCGACAACGCUGAGCAGUUCCCCAUCCUCCAUGCUCUGUUGAACGACCCCACUUACGAUCAGAGCUCAGAGGAACACAGAGCUGUCUGGGGAACUCGCAAGCUUACGAAGGAGAACUUGGCAGCUGUCACGAAGGAGUUGAAGGACAAGGAGGACAAGGAGAAGAGGGCCAAGGAGAAGGCCAGGCUGGCCAAGGAAAAGAAGUCCAAGAAGGCCUCAACUUCGAAUUUUUCUUUACAGGCCCUGCUCAUGCUGCUCUCUUUCUGGCUGCUCCUCGGACUCCUUCCAUGUGUCUCUGCAGCAUCACUGGAGGAUCCCUUCCCAGGCAUCCUUUUUGCAGACUUUGCCAAAGUGAUCAAGUCCAGCUUUGGUGCCGACAUCACUCUUGCCACUGUCUUGAUGCUCCUCUUCAGUGUCACCAACAACACCGACCUUCUCAACCUCCAUGGUCAACAACAAGCUGUCCCUACCAACACUCAGGUCGUGACUAGCUGGAUGGCUGCCUUUGUCCGUGCUAUCAAAGACAGGCUUCAGCUUGACUCCCUUGUUGCUGAUGAUGAUUCGGAUACUGAAAUGAACACUGACUCUGACUCUGGCUCUGACUCUGGCUCCAACUCUGGCUCUGCAUCUGGUUCUAGCACCAACACCUCUGUCUCUUCUGAUGCCAGAACUACCUACGACACCCUAUUCCUCCCCACCGAUCGCCAUGAAGACCAGUCUCCAAAGCAACAGACCACUAUUCUGGGUAAAAAGCUUGACUUCUUUUGUCGCUCCCUCAAUCUUUACUCUCAUAACAAAAGAGGUACUUUGCGUCGCAAGCUCCUUCCCAUCUCCACUGCCAAUAUUCGCCCUGUCCUCAUCAUCACUCCCACUGUCAUGCAAUGCUCCGAUGCUACAUGUCCUGGUCGUGCUCUGACUCACUACCAGUGGUACCGUGAUGUCUCCAAAGCCACCUUGCUUAGGGGGAGCGAGUGCUUUGAGAAGGUUCCAGUACUUGCAGGGAAAUGUCCUGCAUGUUCCUCCAUGUUCUGGGCUGACCAUGAGAGCUUCAACGACCCUUCUAACGAUCGCCGCCUUGCCAUUCACCUUCCAGACACCAAAUACCUCAAAGUCGGAACUCAGGUCUGGGUUGACCGCCUGGUCUCCAGGGCUAUUGUCAAUGCCAACUACAGCUUUCAUGCCUCGACAGCUGCAGUAACUGAGUUCUGGAACUACUCCUUUGUCCAGCCCAGUGGCACCACAUUCAAACUCACUCGCAGGCAUACCUGGAAGGCUUUUGUCUUGGAGUCCAUCCGGUUGCUUGCUGAGCCUAGUGGUGCUGAGCUCCUCUUUGUGGACAACAUGGCUGUCAAGGACCUCGUGACUGCUGCUUAUGAGUAUCUGGGAGAUGGGGGAAUCAUCCGCAGUGCAGAGGGGCAUUCUUGCGAUGAGUGUUGUCAUGCAUUCAAGGAUGUGGCUGACGUGAUCCCUAAUCAGCCUGACAAUCCUGCUGCUCUUGCUGGCCAUGAUGAAAAUCAUGCUGUCCCAGAGUAUGCAGGCCCUGCUGUGGAAGAUGCUGAGGCCAUGGAUGUUGAUGAUGUCCCAGCCAGUGAUGCAUCUGAACCUGCUGGGGGGCUGCCCUUAGCAAUCCUGCUGACGUUCGCAUGA
Pleurotus ostreatus (oyster mushroom) is the source of this 2940-nucleotide messenger RNA. RefSeq lists its product as uncharacterized. The transcript has 6 exons. Lineage: Eukaryota; Fungi; Basidiomycota; Agaricomycetes; Agaricales; Pleurotaceae. Bases 1 to 2940 code for a protein of 979 amino acids. The record is from RefSeq and is a predicted model, not a curated record.